GUGAGCGACAGUGUUGAAAGAGUACGUGAACAAGGGUGGCGUGAGGACGCGCGGGCAAGAGCGACUGAAGGACUUUGUUGUCCACAAACAGCGGCGAAAGGCACAAAGUACUGCACUUAUAGGCGGGCAUGCCCACCCAAAGCCUGGAAUGCGACGGUAAUGAGUCUGGGACCCGCACGUCACUGGCGCAGGGUCUCAUCGUGGAAGCAGCCGAGCAGGCAGCCAGUCAAAUAA
Bipolaris victoriae FI3 is the source of this 234-nucleotide messenger RNA. RefSeq lists its product as hypothetical. Lineage: Eukaryota; Fungi; Ascomycota; Dothideomycetes; Pleosporales; Pleosporaceae. The record is from RefSeq and is a predicted model, not a curated record. The annotation marks the transcript as partial. The transcript has a single exon.